This is a messenger RNA of Paramisgurnus dabryanus, 1526 nucleotides long. RefSeq names its product NEDD8 ubiquitin like modifier (gene nedd8). Lineage: Eukaryota; Metazoa; Chordata; Actinopteri; Cypriniformes; Cobitidae. Gene Ontology annotation, molecular function: protein binding. The record is from RefSeq and is a predicted model, not a curated record.
UUAGGAAUUAUUUUUUUGUGACGAAGGAAGUCCGAGAGUGCGAAAUUGUGGGAAUAAAUGAUUUUAGCUGUCUGAACUUCACUCAUCAGUUUAAUAUAUUUGCAGUUAAUUUCAUUUCAUGUGUUUGUAGAACAAAGGAAGCCACAAUGCUUAUUAAAGUGAAGACACUCACUGGCAAAGAAAUCGAGAUCGACAUCGAGCCCACAGACAAGGUGGAAAGAAUUAAAGAGAGGGUGGAGGAGAAAGAGGGAAUACCACCUCAGCAACAGAGACUCAUCUACAGUGGAAAACAGAUGAAUGAUGAGAAAACGGCAGCAGACUACAAGAUCCAGGGUGGCUCGGUGUUGCAUCUAGUUCUUGCAUUAAGAGGCGGAAAGAUCCACCAGCAUCCCAACAACCUCCUCUAAACAAUCUAAUCGCUAAACCUGGGUUGGCCACCUGAAGUAUCUAGUCAGUGUUCACACAUGCCACAAAAACAUGUGAACUGUAUGGUGGUUUGAUAAAAAAUAGCCACUAUUCGUUUUCAGUUUGGAAUGUUCAGCGUUUUCCUGUUAAUGGCACUCCCCUAUACUUUGUUGAGAGUUUAGAUGUGCUGGUUUGGUUUGGUUUGGUUUGAAAACCCAUGUAUGUGUUUGUCAAUAAAAAGUGAUGCUGACAUUCAAGCAUGUUUUAGUUUAUUCUCUAAUCAUUCAGAUUUACUUUGUCAAGUGUAUAUUUCAUUAUGUAUUAGUAUUGUUUCACACAAGGGGGCGCUAUAGUAUAGUUUUUAUGGAAUGACUGCAGAGAACAAGGUCUAUUUUGGUUCAGCAUAUAGAUUUAUUUGUUGUUUAGUAUAUACAGUUGAAACAAAUACAAAACUUAUAAGAAACAUAAAGACUCUGGUAAAAACCGUUCACCCAACAGUUAAGUGUAAGUGGUAUUUUUGAGCUUUAUGAUAUCUGUAUACUUUCAGACUGUACAUGUUUGAAUACAUCUAUAAAAUCAUUCACUUAUAGAUUGUGACAAGGACAUUCAAAAUACUAAUAUAAUCUUUUGUUACUGAUAGUACUAAACGUGUGCAAAAUUGUACAGAGAUUUCAUUUUGCAUGGACUUCGGUAUCCCCGCUUAAUAGUGUUUGUGGGCAUAGAUAGUUUAAACCUUUAAUUGCAGCAUUUUCAGUCAUUUUUUGUAUAAAAUAUUGUGUUGACAACAGAGCUGGCAGUGCUGGAUAUUGAGACACAGCUCAGGAGCAGCAUCAAUAAAACCAAAGAUGCUCCGCACCUUUGAUAUUAUGUACAGUGACUAAAGUGUGUGCAACCUCUCAUCAACUAAGCAGAAGAAAUAAAAUCAGAUUAUAGAUUUAGUUUAAUAUAGUGUCUUGGGAAUGUCGAGGGGGAAAUCUCAUGCAAAAUGAAUGUGCCAUGAAUUACACUGGGAUAUGGAGAUAAGCAUUCUAUUGCUUUUAUACAGCACAAAAACAAAGCAAAACCAUUGGCAUUUUUACACAGUUUAUAUUAAAUAGAAAAAGGUGACAUUAAAAAAAAAA